AUGGGGGACUCCUCCUGCGCACAGUCCUGGCCGCCCUUGAGGAGGCGCGGCGGGGAAAGGAGCCCGCGCAGGCACGGUCAAGGCGGGGGGGCCCAGAGCACCUUCCGUAGGAGGACCGGCGGCGGGAGAGCGCCUUCGGGGCUGAUCAAGGCGGGCCACUUCGACGAGCGCUACGUGCUGUCCUCGCGGGUGCGGACGGGACGGAGCAUCCGCGGCCUGAGCAUGCCGCCGGCCUGCACGCGGGCUGAACGCCGGGAGGUGGAGCGGGUGGCCAGCGACGCCCUGGGCGGCCUGGCCGGGGACCUGGCCGGCAAGUACUACCGCCUCAGCGACAUGACCGAGAAGGAGCAGCAGCAGCUCAUCGACCUGGACUUCCCCCUGCCGGAGCUCAUCCUGGCGCUGGGCUUCCUGCUGGUGCUGGUGACUGAGCACGUCGUCUUGGACUGCAGCGAGCCACCCGGAGACGAGGCCACGCUCCUGCUCCCGCCGGGCCUGGAAGAGCAGGAGGGCUCCCGGCGGCGCCCCUCUCGGUUCCGCUCCCUGGUGCUGACGCUGGCCCUCUCCCUGCACUCCGUCUUCGAGGGCCUGGCCGUCGGCCUGCAGGACUCCCCCGGCAGAGUGCUGCAGCUGGCGGGGGCCAUCCUGCUCCUGGGCCUGCUGCUGCUCCAGAGCCGCCUCCCCCUGCGCUGGCUGGCCACCGCGCUGGGCACCUUCGUGCUCAUGUCUCCGCUGGGGGUCGGCCUGGGCAUGGCCGUGAUGCACGGCUCUGGCCCCGGCAGCACCACUGCACGGAGCCUGCUGCAAGGCAUGGCCGCCGGGACCUUCAUGUACGUCACCUUCCUGGAGAUCCUGCCCCAGGAGCUGAGCUCCCCUGCCGGCCGCCUGCCCAACGUCCUCGCUGUGCUGCUGGGGUUCUCCGGCGUGGCCGGCCUGCGCCUCCUGGGCUGAGGCUGUCCCAGG
Molecule: messenger RNA, 960 nt
Organism: Gekko japonicus
Lineage: Eukaryota; Metazoa; Chordata; Lepidosauria; Squamata; Gekkonidae
Product: zinc transporter ZIP1-like
Exons: 4
Coding region: 1-948 (315 amino acids)
Biological process (GO): zinc ion transmembrane transport
Cellular component (GO): plasma membrane
Molecular function (GO): zinc ion transmembrane transporter activity; kinase activity
Source: RefSeq, a predicted model, not a curated record